Manihot esculenta (cassava) is the source of this 719-nucleotide messenger RNA. Its product is annotated as actin-depolymerizing factor. Gene Ontology annotation, molecular function: actin filament binding. Bases 153 to 551 code for a protein of 132 amino acids. The record is from RefSeq and is a predicted model, not a curated record. NCBI's taxonomy places the organism in Eukaryota, Viridiplantae, Streptophyta, Magnoliopsida, Malpighiales, Euphorbiaceae. Gene Ontology annotation, cellular component: cytoplasm; actin cytoskeleton. Gene Ontology annotation, biological process: actin filament depolymerization. The transcript is spliced from 2 exons.
UUGAAUAUAAAUCUUUAUUCAUUUGAUUCUUAUUUUAUUGUUCAUUUAAAUACAAUUCAAUAAAUCAUGAAUGUAUAAAAUGUUAUUUAGAUCCAACAGAUGAAAGUUAUAUAAAAUUUGGGAUAUGGUGAUAGGCAAAUUCGGCAUCUGGCAUGGCAGUGAGUGACGAGUGCAAGCUUAAGUUCUUGGAACUUAAAGCAAAGAGGAACCAUCGAUUCAUUGUCUUCAAGAUCAAUGAGGAAAACCAACAGGUGAAGGUAGAAACGCUUGGGAGCCCCCAAGCAUCUUAUGAUGAUUUCACUAAGUCCUUGCCUCCUAAUGAGUGUCGUUAUGCUGUUUUUGAUUUUGAGUUCACAACUGAUGAGAAUUGCCAGAAAAGCAAGAUUUUCUUCUUUGCAUGGGCUCCUGACACAUCCAAGGUGAGGAACAAGAUGCUGUAUGCAAGCUCCAAGGACAGAUUCAAGAGGGAAUUGGAUGGUAUUCAAGUCGAGCUGCAAGCAACUGAUCCUAGUGAGAUGAGCUUGGAUAUUGUCAAAGGUCGAGCUCUCUGAAUUCAGAAAAAUCACACCCAUUAUCUCUUCGCUUCAUUUUUUAACUGUUGCUUAUGAUUGUUUCAUCUUUUUGAGUUUGAAUUAUUACCGGAACGUACGUAAUUACUGUAUUUCAUCCUUUUUCUUUCAUUUCCUCUAUGAAUUUUUGUAUGCAUGUUUUAUGUUUGU